AUGGGCGAAUCGCAGCUCAAGCGCCUCAAAGCGUCUCUCCGCACCGCGGGGAUCACGGGCCCCCAAAAAUCCAAGAAGCCCUCUGUCCGCGCCAAGCAACAGCAAGCGGCCGCUGCAGGCUCCUCCACCAAGCGCCUGGACCGCAAUGUGGCGCUGCAGAGCAUCCGCGAGGAGUUCAACCCGUUCGAGAUCAAGACGACGAGGGAGAAACAUAGCAUCAGUGGCCGCGGCCAGAUCAAGGGCGCGAAGGGACGGCCGGGGCUGAGUAAGCAGAUUGGGGAGGAGAAUAGAAAACGCACGCUCCUCGUCGAAAUGCAGCGCAAGCACAAAGCCGGCGGCAUCGUCGACCGCCGCUUCGGCGAAAACGACCCCACCAUGACGCCCGAAGAAAAGAUGCUCGAGCGCUUCACCAAGGAGAAGCAGAAGCGCGCGCGGGGCGGCGGCGGCGGCGGCAUCUUCAACCUCGACGACGGCGACGAGGACCAGCUGACGCACUUUGGCAAGAGCCUCGGCGCCGACGAUUUCGACGACGGCAACGAGAUGCUGGCGUCCGACGACGACAUGCUUGAGCGGCGGCUCAGCAAGAAGCGGCGGCUCGACCCCGACGCGGGGCCCAACGACACGGGCAGCGGCGGCGGCGGCGGCGGCGACGACGACGAGGAGGACAGCGACGGCGAGAAGAAGCCGGAGCGCAAAAAGUCAAAGGCGGAGGUCAUGAAGGAGGUCAUUGCAAAGUCGAAGCUGCACAAGUACGAGCGCCAGAAGGCGAAAGAGGACGACGAGGACGAGCGCGAGAAGCUCGACGCGCAGAUGUCGGACAUCUGGGCCCUCCUCGGACGGCAGCCGGUGAUCAGAGGCGACGCCCCGGGGACGGGCGCUAACAUGGAGCCGAUCCCAGGCCGCGACGAGCCCCGGCCGGAGAGGAAGGCCGGCGGCGACGACGACGACGGCAAGAUCAACCCGGGCAGGCUGGCGCAGAUGGAGGGCAAGGAGGACGCCGAGUACGACGCGCGUGUCCGGGAGAUGGUCUACGACAAGCGCUCGCAGCCCGCCGAGCGCACAAAGACGGCCGAGGAGAAGGCGCUCGAGGAGAGCGAGCGCCUGCGCAAGCUCGAAGAGGCCCGCCAGCGCCGCAUGCGCGGCGAGGAAGACAGCGAGGACGAGCGCACCGCCGCCAAAGAGGCCGCCGCCGCCGACGACGACGACUUUGAGUUCGGCGACGCCACCGAGUACGGCCUCGGGCGCGGCAUCCCCGACGCCGCCGCCGCCGAGCAGGCGCAGGAGAACCCCGACGAGCUGCUCGACGGCGACUACGAGGUCUCCGAGGUCUCCGAAGCCUCCGAGGACGGCUACGUCGACGUGGACGAGGAUGGAAAUGUCGACGGCAGCGGCGCCGAGUUCUCCGACGACUACGACUCUGACGCCGAGGUUGCUGCGGGCUCCGACGAGGAGGAGGACGACGACGGCGACGACGACUUCCUCGCCGACCUGAUGCCGCGCGACAGCAGCAGCAGCAGCAGCAGCAGCGGAGCCCUCACCCUCGCCCUCCACCGCGCCGCGCCCUCCUCCUCCGAGCCCGCCUACACCUACCCGUGCCCGCAGACGCCCGCCGAGCUGCUCGCCAUCACCGCCGCCAUCCCGCCCAGCGACCACCCAACCAUAAUCCAGCGCAUCCGCAUCCUGCACCACCCCAAGCUGCACGCCGACAACAAAGCCAAGCUCGCCGUCUUCGCCCCCGUGCUCCUGGCCCACAUCCUGCACCUCUCCAACCUCCCCACCCCCACCCCCCCAUUCCCCGCCAUCGAAACACUCACCCGCCACCUCCACGCGCUGUCCAAAUCCCACCCCGUCCCCGUCGCAGACGCGUUCCGUACCCACCUGCAAGCCGCCCACGACCGCGCCGACCUCACACCCGCCGACCUGGUCCUCCUCGCGGCCGUGGCAACAAUCUACCCCACGUCCGACCACUUCCACCAGGUCGUCACGCCCGCCACAAUCGUGCUCGCCCGCUGGCUGUCCCAGACCCCGCCCACGACCCUGCAGCGCCUAUCAACAGGCGCAUACCUCGCAACCCUCUGCCUGCAGUACCAGAAGCUCUCGCGGCGCUUCGUGCCCGAGGCCAUCGGCUUCGUGCUGCAGGGCCUCUCCCUCCUCGCGCCGGUCCCGCAAGUGCCUGUCCCGGGGAACUUCCUGUACCAUGAUAGCUCUGCGCUGCGGAUCACGAAAGCGCACGUGGGGGGCGCGCGGAAGAUGGCGUUUGCGGACAUCUUUGGGGAUGAGAAGGAGGACACGCGGUGUGUGCUGCUGUGCACGUUGUUAUCGCUAACAGAGGGGUUCGCGGCGCUGUGGGGCGGGAAGAAGGCGUUUGGUGAGGUGUUUGGGCCCGCAGCGGAGGUUGUGGCGUGGAUGGGUGGGAGGGAGUGUAGCGGGAGGUUGAGUCGGGAAGUCAAGACCAAGCUGAAAUCCACCCUCGCGACCCUCACCACGGCCCUCGCGCACGCCACGCACACGCGCCGCCCCCUCGAGCUGCACCACCACCGGCCGCUGCCCAUCAAGACCUUCAUCCCCAAGUUCGAAGAGUCCUACAGCGCCGACAAGCGCUCCUACGACCCGGACAAGGAGCGCCUGCAGCUCGCCAAGCUCAAGGCCGAGCACAAGCGCGAGCGCAAGGGCGCGCUGCGCGAGCUGCGCAAGGACAGCAGCUUCGUGGCGCGCGAGAAGCUCAAGGAGGACAAGAAGAAGAGCAAGGAGUACCAUGCCAAGAUGGCGAAGCUCACGGCCAUGAUACAGACGGAGGAGGGCGCGGCGGCGAACGAGUACAAGAGGACGAAGAAGAGGUAG
Morchella sextelata is the source of this 2841-nucleotide messenger RNA. RefSeq lists its product as uncharacterized. Lineage: Eukaryota; Fungi; Ascomycota; Pezizomycetes; Pezizales; Morchellaceae. The record is from RefSeq and is a predicted model, not a curated record. The transcript has 3 exons. Gene Ontology annotation, biological process: maturation of SSU-rRNA. Gene Ontology annotation, cellular component: nucleolus; Noc4p-Nop14p complex; small-subunit processome. Bases 1 to 2841 code for a protein of 946 amino acids.